AGGCAUGAUUACAGGAACCCAUUUUUAUUUCUCUACCCAGCCCCAGUCUCGACGUAGGAAAUUCAAGCAGUUAGUUUGUGCUUUGGAGAUGACACGACGACCGUACCCCCCUUACAUACGUCGAAUAGAACAGUUCGCACCCGCUUUGACGAGCUAAAAUUGGAAAUGUAUGUUUUAUUUUUUUUGAAUUUAUCGCACCACAUAUAUGUUCUGAGUUGUUCAGAGCAAGAAGUUUUUUCCCAUGACUACAAGGUACAGUGCAUCUUGUUCCCGCAUUGCUGUGGGCGGUAAAAAGAUGUUGCAUUUCUUAUGUCUUUCCAAGGCCUUCUCCUUAUUGGCAUUUUUGCUUGUCUGCUACGACGUCCGGAGCGACCAUUCUAGUUUUGUUUUUGCAACAGGAACAACUACAGGCAGCGGUGGAGAAACGUCAAGGGCUGCCAGCGCGUCUUCAGAACUAACUGCUAGUACGGCACCAGGGUCGUUACCCACACGAGCAGCUGGCUUUGCACACGAAACUAAAGGCGCUGGUAUAAGUCGUGUGGACGUCGAGAAAGGAAGGAGGGGCCUUCUGAGACGGAGAAGGAGAUCACCAUAUGGACGCACGAAGAUAGAUGAAACAGUAGACCUGGACGAGCAAAAAUCAGAAAAAGAACACCAAGGAAGUAUUAACCAGGGACGAGCAAUACCAGCUGAAAUUGAAGUUGAAGAGAAUCAUGAUCUUCCGCAGAAAAGCACCACCGUGUUGGAUAGAAGUGGUAUUCACGACGAGGACCGGGUAGAAGCACAAGAAGAAGCCGCAACUUCCUUUCAGCAAAACACGAAGAUGAAAUUGGGUGUUUUUCUUGAGCAACGGGCCUCGACGCGGCACAAAUUCUUGAGAAGUACAACCAGAACAACCACCGCAGCCACCCCCGUGGGGAAUGGGGGAAAGAACAAAACUCAGCAAAAUGAGAAGAACAGUAAAGCAAAAGCACUCGACGACGUCCUGCGGAAGAAGAACAAGAAAGGCAAUAGGAAAAAGAAGAAAACCAAGCAAAUUCGUCCUCUACUCCCCGAGGAUUGGCUGAGGAAGACCCCUGAUCAAGUGGGACAAGAUCUUUUUCAUCUCGGAGUUUCAUCGAACGACCAAAGGAUCGUCGUGCAGGACCAGCACAGGACCACUAGUGAUGCUAGAAGGGAAGAACGACAGCGACCAGCACGCGAGGAGAACAAGAACAUCCCAAGCAUAAUUUCAUCUUCCGAUACUAUCUCCUAUGCGCCCGAUGUAGUAGACGUGGGUUUGUUUUUUCCGCAUAGAACAAAAUCGAAAUGGGAAAAAUCCUCGUCGAAGAACCAUCUGUACUUGAAUCUGGAGAACGUAGACGAGCCGUAUGUUCGGCUUGCGAGGACUGAUCAUUUGCGAGGCGGUGAAGCAGGAGAAGUUGUGGAAUUUGAAAACGAUUCAGCGGCUGUUGAUGAGGCAGGAACGACGUCCUCGUCCACGCGGCCAGCACUACCGACAGCAAGUUCAGGCUCUUCGGUCCGUGCACCACCUCCAAGGCCGAACAUGCCCGUGCCCUCCCACCGACAGGAAAUAAGUGGAACAUCAACUACUAGCGGACGAGGUUUACUUCUGGGAGGAGGUGCUAGUACUAGUGAUACAACUUCUACGUCGAUUGGUACAAAAACCUCUAGUAGUGGCACAACUUCUACUUCUUCAACUUCAUCCUCUCGUUCAUCUCGCGACGCACAGCGUAUACCAUCUUCCCCGUCUCUGCCCUUAAAGUGGGCCGAACGACCGAUGCGGAGAGAGGGCAAUCAGCCGGGAAUCGACUGGAGCACAGCCCUGGUGGACGCGAGUCUGGUUUAUCGCGGACAAGAACCCGGAGCCGUGCUCGUGGAUUAUGAUUAUCAGUAUCGUGGGGGCGCGCUGGAGCACCGCAGAGGACUUUGGAACAUCAAAGAAGGUCAAGACUCUCAAAAAUCGGAUGAAGAAGGUCCCCUCCGCGGUCGAGAGGACGGCCCACAAUUCGAAAAGAAGAAUCCAUCAACGACGACGCGGUUGCCCCCGGCGCAGGAGUAUAAUCGACCAUCAUUUAAACAAGCAUUAAAAUGGGGUAUACUACGGCAAACCACCACCACCACCAGGCCGCCAAAACUACACCGAACCAUCCCAGAACUGUACCCCCCCGACCAGCACGGGCAAAGUGGUAUCAAACUUUUGAGAAGUGCCCCGCCCGCUAGAAGUGAGAAUUUUGGCGAUGCAUAUUUAGAAGGUUUGUAUCUAUUAAGUGCGAGCGCGAGGGAGCUGUUGUUCUUUUCAUCCAACUACUAGGACUCAUUGUCAUUUUGCUUCACAUGAAAUCAUCUUGGCUGGGUCACCAGCAGCUCGGGCAUGAUGGCAGCUCUCAUUGGCUCCUUGUGCAACCGCACAAGGAGAGUAGUUUCGCUAGCUUGCGCCAAAAAUUUGUGUUGCUAGCAUCUGCAAGGUGUUGGUGAAUGUCUCCACUGUUUCGAAAUUGGAAUUUAGCAGCGCAAAUUACGCAGCUUUCGAAUAGCUCACCGGGGGUUCUAGCAGGGGCACAUUCUUUCCUCUCGAUACGCCACGGGCAGCGGUUUGGUCCCUGGAACGAGCAGCAGAUGGAGUUCCAAUUUUCUUCUCGUGCCACGUCGAACGAGACUACGGCAAACGCAACCUCCCCCGCUGCUGGGAAGAUUCGCUGGAUGUCUAGGAAGGUCCUUUCUAGCGCCGAUGGAGCGCCGGCGGGUACUACCACAUCCGCUUCUGGAGAAGUAGCAGGCCCAACAUCUGAAGAAAAAAAUGCUUCAAUCGAGGUUGUUCAUCUGGUGAUCGGCGCUGGAGGUACCAACGUGACGAAUCUCAGUUCUGAUGCUCCGAAGCUGUUGUCUCAGGCGGGUGCAGCCGCAGCAGCUCUUAUCGGGGGCGACGAAUUCGAGGAGUGUGGCUCGCUGAGUCCGCUGUUGUGUAACGUUCUGAUGGCCGUGCUCGGGUUUGCGCUGCUGGUCACUGUGUUGGUGUUCGUGGUGCACUCCUGCUGUGUCGAGGAUGAGGAUGAGAGCCCUUAUUUGCAAAGUGCCAGUGGUGCCGGUGGUCGUGGUGGCCACCGUGAAAACCACAGAUCGCGAAUUAUAGCAGGCGGAGGAGUACUAGAGGCGAUGAACUACUACGAUCCUGCGAACCCAAACGGAUAUUACUCGAGGACUCCCCGGGAGACGACAGGUAGAGGUUCUGUUCUUGCGGGUGGAGGUUCGAAUGCAAGCGACGUCGAGGAAAAGCAGGUGGACGACCACUCCAUCAGCGGUUCGGACGACGCAUCGUCUGGUACCUCCGGUGGUUUUGAUUUGAAGAAAUUGCAUAAGCAACCUACCGAAGAGAAUGCUAUGCCCGCGGACACGACAAGCACAACCAAUGAGAACAUCAGCGAAGAAAUGCUAACGUCCCAAUUGCAGAACACGAAUCUUCUCGGUGGCGCCUCCGCUCGACGGCACGGCAGGGAGCGCAGACGGGAAAAAAAAGCUGUGGCCAAGCAAAGCCUGGAAAAAAGGGCCAUGGGGGGAGAGCCGGAACAAAGAGUUGGCACAGACGAGGAUGCGGGGGAAGUAAUAGAAACGUCGCAACAACCACGACACUCAACAUGGUCGAAAAUUUUUAGACAAUAGGUAUAAUUGAACAUUUUUGAAAUAGGCCGACGUGGCGGAGUGCAAGCUAAAAUUAUCCUGCUCCAGAAGUAGACAGCCCGUUCGCAUGCAGCCGGAUGUCAGUGUAUAGCGGAGUUUUGAAGAUUAUAGCGAAAUAGGCCACAGCGUAUUUUUCAACCUGUAAUGUUCAACCUCACAUUUUUUUUGCAACCAGAUCGAGA
Molecule: messenger RNA, 3860 nt
Organism: Amoebophrya sp. A120
Lineage: Eukaryota; Dinophyceae; Syndiniales; Amoebophryaceae
Source: the annotation of a GenBank genome assembly